UUCGCUUGACACCUCAGAAAAUUACUUGCAUUUUAUCGUGUUAUUUUUCAGUUUCUCCGUGAAGUGUGUAUAUUAUCGUGAUCUUCACAGCCGUAAAAUGUACAGCAAACUCAGUGAUACAGAUAAUACAUUGUGAAAAUCGAGAAAUUAAUUGUGUUCAUACAAGCUGAUAUCUCAGCUGUCAAACCACCGUGACAGCCGAAAAAUGUGAAGCAUUAUUUCAGGAAUUAUUUUACAAUGCUAUGUGAUAUAUCAGUCAGAUAUCAAAGUUUGCUGUACUUUUUACAAGUUUCAGGAAAAUAUUUGGUUCUUCAGGGAAAAGUAAAAAAUAAAGCGAUAAAACGCAAGGGAUUUUCGGUAUGACAUUUCUCGCUUCUAACGUCAUCAAACUAAUAUGGUCGCCCCAGAGAUAGCAGAGCCUUAAAGAGUAAACUUUCUAUUUUUUAUUAAUUUUUUAGAAAAACGUUUAGAAAACGUCGUUUACAUCGAUUUAUUCGUCUUUUGUAAGAUUUCAAAGCCAAAAUAAUAUUUUUCUUCCGUUUAAUAUCUUGAUGAAAAGAAAUCACGACGCAAUGUACGAGUACGCAAAUUAAAGAAAGUUUUUAAGCUGUCUGAAUCAUUUGUCUGUGAUUUUUUAUUUAAGCGGUAUAACUUCACAAACUUCAUGUAACAUUUUAACAUUCAAUGAAUUUGUAUUCAUAUUUGUAAAAUUAUUAAAAAAUUAUAUAUUUAACAAUAUAUUUAUAAAAUAGAGAUUUCAAGUUGUAAAAUGCUCCUUGAACCAUCUCGUUCAUUAUUAUUUUUACAGAAAUUAUAGCUCUUGAGAUUUUGCUUAUCUAUCGUUAUCAGGAGCAGUAAUCCUUAAACUUUCGUGUGUAAUGUACUUGUAGGAUUAUCACUUCUUUAAUGUAGAAUUUGAAAUACUACGUAAAUUGUGAAAUCUUGCACAUACUAUCGAUUAUUAAGCACGAUAAAAUUAAAAAAGAAGUUUAAUAGAAGUAGAAUUGUUAACAAUAUAUUAAAUAUCUGUCUCUGCUGGUUUUCAAUUUUCAUUAAGAAUAACAUAGUUUUAAUAUACAUUUAUAUAUAUAUAUAUAUAUAUACACACACACACACACACACACACACAUGUGUGUGUUCUUGUUAACACUAAUUAUAAAAUAACUAAAAUAUUAAAAAAAAUUGUUGCAGUCUUCACUAGUUCCAGAGAACAAAACUCGUAACCUCUAAAGCGUGAUUGAAUGUUAAUGCCGUAAGGAUGUAUUUAGAUCUACGAAACACAUUAGGAUAUUAAAUUAGGAUAUUAAAUCGACAUCGAUUAUACGGCAGUCGUAGAGAAACACAAACAGUCCCGCAAGACACCGUCGAUCUGGUUAAAAAUCUUGUCGUAGGUUCGCCGCGCGGAUCUCGCGAAAUAAUGCGCUGCGGAGGUUCGCUCUCUGUCCUUCCGAAGGUAACAAUAAACGACCAGUAACUAAGCAGUGAGACGUCGCGCGGCGCGCAACUCACCUCGUCCGUGCGACGAGUAAACACAAAGUUGAAGCGCCUUGCGCGCACACCUCGUGCACGCUCUCACUGGCGGUGGGCCGUGCGUCGUGAAAAUUUCCCCUCGUACGACGACGACGACGACGACGACGACGACGACGACGACGACGAGGAGAAAGAGGAGGAGGAGGAGGCGGAGGAGGAGGAGGAGGACGACGACGACGACGACGCAACGACAACGACGGGGAAGGGUGAAAGGGCAGGAGAGCGACGAGAGGCCGCAUCGGCCGCUCCGUAUCCGUGGGUGUCGCGGCGCGUCGCGUUCGUUUGUGUGUGGUAGAGCCGGGAGCUACUGCGAGACGGACGAGAACGCGAGCUAGAGCAACGACGGCUGCUCGCGGCGAGGAACAUCGUGUCCGUCACGUCCGUGGCGCGAUACGCGCACGUCAGAGACGCUUAAUGUGCGCGAGCCGGGCGUGUGUUUUCGAUACGCUCGUGGCAACGGGCGCAGCAAAUGCGGGCGGUAACCGUCGCGGCGACGCAGCCACCGCGAUCGCGAGCGCGGCAAGAAGAUGUCAAACGGCGGCUCGCCGUGGCCCGAGCGACUCGUGAACGGUGAGAAAAACAAUAUCGACGCCGCUGCCGCCGCCACCGGCGCUGUCAGUGGCAGCAUCGGCGGUGGAGGCGUAAGAGGAAGAGAAGGAGAAAGAGGCUGUGUGGGUGGCAGUGGUGGUGGUGGUGUCUCCUCCGGCGUUGGCUCUCGUAGCAGUGCUUUUAGCUGUGAUAGUGGUGCUUGUGACAACAGCGGUGCGACUAGUGGUGGUAAGAUCGGCGACGUUUCUCCUGUCGUCACAGUCACUGCUGCUGUUAUCGACGGCGGCGUCGUUGUCGGUGGCGCUACGGACUGCUUCGGCGACGUGACGUUGCCCAACGCCCGCGGCACGACGCCAGCGGUGAAUCGUCGUGAGACAAUAGUAGCGCGUAUCUGCGGCGGCGGUCGUGACAGCGACGACGCCGUCGUGACGACGAACCGUUGUGGCGAGUUCGGAGCGCUGAUCCCCCGGACAACAACGACGACGACGACGACGACGACGACGACGACGACGACGCCGGCUAGUGCCGGUAAAAGCGCGAGGACAGUCGACGGCAACAGCGCGGCUACGGUCACCACCGCCGCGAUCGUUGUUGUGAACAGCGCGUCAACGUUGUUCGGUGACGACGACGACGACGAAGACGACAACGACGCCGUCGACGAGGAAGAAGAGGAAGAGGAGGAGGAGGAGGAGGAGGAGGAAGAGGACGACGACGACGACGACGACGACGACGACGACAACGACGACGACGACGAAGACGUCGUAAACCAUCGCUAUCGGCACAAGCGCGGCAACAUGGUCGCGGCGAUGAACGAACACCUGUCUAACACGACGACGACGACAACCUCGUCGUCGCCGGCAUCAGCGAACGGCGCCCGCAGCACCUCCAGCAGCACCGUCGCGACGCUGUCGUUGUCCUCGGCCAUGAUUACCAGCAGCGCGCUCGUCAGCGGCAACAGCAAUUCCCCGGCGAUGUCGAGCACGACAAACGCGGGAAUCAGCACCGUCGGUGUUGUCGUCGGCGCCGGCGGCGGCCUCGGCGUCGCUACUAACAACUGCGGCAAUGCGCGCAAUCAAGAAUUCCAGGAGUUGGACGGCGAGGACGGCAAGAACGUCACCGCCACCACCACCACUACCACCGGACCCGCCGGUAUUCUCAGUUUCCCCUGCGACUUUGACCACAUGUACGCGAGCAUGACGGACGGCGGUACGCCGGCUGCCGCGACGGCCUCCGCCGCCGCCGUCGCCGCGGCUCUUGGGGUCAGUCCACUUCGCGGCAACGAACCUCGCCAGAACGACUUCACCGAGGUCAAGCAUCUGAAGGAGCUGUUACUGCUGCACCUGGACCUCAUCCAGCAGCAGUCCGAGCAGAUCGUCACUAAGGACAAGCUCCUCGCCGCGCUGCGCCAGGAAAACGAGACGUUGAAACUACGUCUGGAACGUAUGGAAAGGCGGGUGAACCUUCAAAAACUGAGGUCUGAAUGUAGCGAAAAUUCUGCUAAUAGCGAACAUCUUGGUACGUGUCCGUCGCCUGGUGUUGUCAACACGGUCAAUACUGCGUCAACCAGUGAACCGCAUCGAAAUCUGCAAUCCGAGAAUACUAACACUUUACAUGAGAGCUUUAAGAUACGCCUGAAUACCAGUGGUGGUAUCACCACUGUUAAGCAAGAACCUCUGGAUAAUCCAAUCAAGCACGAGGUGAAGCAAGAGGCUAACGAAACGAGGUUUGAGUGGGAGGAAAAGAAGAAGAGACGAUCAGAUCCGACCCCACUGUCUACAGGCAGUAAAAAGAAGAGGGGGUUAUCCUGCUCAUCUACUGUCAAUGCUGACGCGUCCUCCAAUAUACAGGAUAAGGUAUUAAGCCAGUCUUCGAACGAGCCCACUAGGAAAAGUGACAGAAAGACAAAAUCUCUUGCAAAGAAGGAGUCCUUCCUCACGACAGAGGAGCAUUAUUACACUGCUGUAGGAGAUCCGAGUUAUAUCCUAAGUCUCAAACAAUCCAGUCCAGUAGAAACAUGUAGUUCUCUAGAAGUUCCAAAUUGGAGGGUGAAAAUAUACACAAGUUGUUACACAAUGGAGGGCACUGAGAAUUUGGACGAUGAAAUUUUUAACAAGAGACAUUUGAAAUUAGAAAACGACGAGAGAAGGAGGAAACGAUGGGAUGUGCAGAGGAUAAGGGAGCAAAGGCAUAUAGAAAAGUUAAAGCAAAGGCAAGAACGUCAAAAUCAUCAAGCCACAUGCUACAAUACCAAUCAUACUGGUCCUUGUCCCUCGUCCCUAGAAGAGGAAACUAUAACGUCCUUGUGGCCUGAUGUAGAACAAAUUCAAAGUCUCCAAGUGGAUCCUCAAUUGCCAGUAACUGCAUUUGGCACCACUAUUCCUAGUUUUACUCCAAGUGAAUUUUCCUUACCUUGGUCGAAUACAACGCGGAUAAAGUGUCGACGUCCUAAACGUUCAACAAGUAGGAGAAAAUCUACAAGUAGAAGAAAAGUCUAGGAGAUAAAUUUUUAUAAAAAUGGACAGAACUGAUUUUAUCUGGACCGUCAGUUUUAAAUCUUGAGAAUAGUAUUGCUCCCUCAUCACACUUUUGAAUCAGUGUUCUUUUUUCGUUGCUACGCGAGAUAUAGGGGCACCAAAGAUAUUUUUAUUAACUUUUUAAACAUCUGCGAUGUAUACAGCAGGUAUAUAUAGUCUAUUUUUUUUCUACAUUUUUGUCGAUUAAGUAAAUUCAUCAUCAAUAUUUGUUUGAUACAUCUAUUCUACACUUUGUACUCGGUGUUGGUCAUUUUAUUUAUGUAACUACGAAUAUGUAUCACACAAUAUAACGAAAACAGUUUGCAGGUGCAUCAAACACUUGAGCAAGAUCAGGAAACUUUUGUUCGAUUUUGAUCAGUUGAUAUUGCUAAUAUUCGCAAAAUUCUUUUUUUUUACAAUUUUACGAAGCAGUUUAUAUCAAGUUUGUAAAAUAGUAUGAUUUUUGCUAUUGUAAAAGUCGUUGAUGGAACUACCAUGUACACCGAAGGCAUACACUUUUGGUAAAAAAAAAAGCUAAUAUCUUAUAAAAUGUUAUAUAAAACGCGAAAAAAAUAUAAUCAAUUUUUAAAUCUUGUGUAGCCCCUUUUUUGGUGUUUUAUAAAUUCUGUAUAAUAGCUUUAGUGACGGAAGACGUCACUGCUCUUGAAAAGUUGCGCAUCAUUGCGAACGAUUCGCGUUUGGUUAACUCCAAAACUUACAGUACAAAUAUAUUUAUUGUACAGAGUGUCUCAGAAAAUGCGCGCUUCCUCUCAGUGACAGAUUCUCUGACGAAUUAAGGUUGACGUCUCCUGGAAAUUUUGAAAAAGAAGGCCUAAUUGUAAAGUAAUUCUAUACUUCUUAAUAUUAAACUAUUAAUUUCGAGUAAAUUUUAUUUUAAGAGAUGGAUUUCAGAACAAAUCGCCGAUAUAUAUUAACUAGUGCAGUUGAAAACAAAAAUAGGUGACAAAGUUUACGUCGAGAAAAUCUGUAACUAAAAGAAAUUGGGCGCCUUUUGAUACAACCUGUAUGUCGUAUAUCUAUUAUAUUACGAGUAAGAAUCUGUAAACCGCGUUUUACAGCUGCAAGCGAAUUCGGUACAGCGUCCGUUACUUCUGAGGAUUGCCAAGCAAUACGCUGUAUCGAGAUUCGAGUGUAAUUCUCCGGUCACAGAAGCGGACAGGGAGGAACUUCGGACAUUGUAAACCAGUGCUCGGUAUUAGAUGCAUAUUUUGGCCAGAUUUCUAAACUGACGCCUGCUAUCCCGUCUUACCGUUCCCGUUUUGUUAGCUCAGCUGCAAAUCGCGCGUGAGACAUCUUGUCUUAGGAGCGUCCUCAUAUAAGAAAUGUGGCUGGGAUCGUACUUUCCGCUAAACUGUCAUUAAAAUAAUAUUUUCCUUGCUCACAUAAACACAUACUAUUUUUUAUUUUCAUAAAUAAUUAAAUAUUACGUUUUCUGUUUAUGAUGUAUUACACACACACACACACACAUGUGUGUGUGUGUGUACAUCAUAUAUACAUAUGUGUGUAUAUUACAAUAUUUUUAUAUCUCUAAAUUUUAGAGAUAUGACCAUAAAUUAAUAACGAAAAUAAGAAUUUGUGUGUGUGUGUAUGAGCAAGAGAAAUAUUUUAAUGGCGGUUUAGCGGAAGAUACGAUAGUGCUGAGAAAUCGAACCAGUACGUCUGGACUCAAUUUCCUAGCACUAAAGUACUAGCAUAUUUCUUAGAUGAGGAUACUUCUCGGGGGAUGUCUUAUGCGCGAUCGGCAGUUGGGCCGAUAAAGUGGGAAUGAUAAGGGAGGCAUAGUAGGUUUUAGAAAUCUACUCGAAAUAUCAUCUAAUUCCGAGUACUGUUGUAAACGAUUGCAGAGUCACCGAUAACGCGACUAGUGGCUCGAGUUUUAACGAUCCGAAGUACGAAGUUCCUUAAAAUAACACGCGUUUUCUAGCACAAUCAGUUCGAUUAAGCAUAAAGUUAAGUCCACUGUCUUCGUGCUUCGAAUUCUUAUAUUAUUGGUAAAUAAAAUUUCUACGUAUAUUAGUUU
This is a messenger RNA of Odontomachus brunneus, 6633 nucleotides long. RefSeq names its product male-specific lethal 1 homolog. Lineage: Eukaryota; Metazoa; Arthropoda; Insecta; Hymenoptera; Formicidae. The coding region runs from base 2058 to 4574 and encodes 838 amino acids. The record is from RefSeq and is a predicted model, not a curated record. The transcript is spliced from 4 exons. Gene Ontology annotation, cellular component: MSL complex.